Molecule: messenger RNA, 968 nt
Organism: Rubroshorea leprosula
Lineage: Eukaryota; Viridiplantae; Streptophyta; Magnoliopsida; Malvales; Dipterocarpaceae
Source: the annotation of a GenBank genome assembly
AAUCCAAAACACAAAUAAAUCUGAGAGCUGAGGAGCUGCCCUUUGAAAACCCUCUAAACAGUGCUUUCGAUCUACGACCGUGAAGCUAGGGUUUCUCAGAACCGAUUAUCAAGAUGGCGAUGUCCGCUUUCAGACGGGAAGGGAAGCGCUUGUCCACUCUGAUGUCUCCCCGCCCGAUCAUCGCCUCUAGAUUACCUCCUCUCGCCACCCUUGAGGAGGAUGGCCCUCAAGGAGCUCGCCAUAUUUCAACUCAAGCUGUUCGAAACAGGAUGAAGAGUGUCAAGAAUAUUCAGAAAAUCACUAAGGCAAUGAAGAUGGUUGCAGCCUCAAAGUUGAGGGCUAUUCAAACCAGAGCUGAAAAUUCUCGUGGCCUCUGGCAGCCAUUUACUGCACUUCUUGGAGACACUCCUAGUGUUGAUGUGAAGAAGAACGUUAUUGUGACGAUCUCUUCAGACAAAGGUCUUUGUGGUGGAAUUAACUCCACAUCAGUCAAAACAAGCAAGGCUUUGCGCAAAUUGAUUUCUGGUCCUGACAAAGAAACCACAUAUGUUAUUUUGGGAGAAAAAGCAAAAGUUCAGUUGGUGCGUGACUCAAAGAAGAACAUUGAGUUAAGCAUAACUGAAUUGCAGAAGAAUCCUCUGAAUUAUACCCAGGUCUCUGUUCUCGCUGAUGAUAUUUUGAAGAAUGUGGAGUAUGAUGCUUUGAGGAUUGUAUUCAACAAGUUCCAUUCUGUAGUUUCGUUUCUGCCAACAAUGGCAACUGUUUUAUCACCAGAGGUUGUUGAGAAGGAGUCUGAAUCUGGUGGAAAGAUUGGCGAUCUCGACUCUUAUGAAAUUGAAGGUGGAGAAACCAAGGGUGAAAUACUUCAAAAUCUGGCUGAGUUUCAGUUUUCUUGUGUAAGUCAAAUUCUCAUGCUUUGAAUAGUAACUGGGUUUGAGUCUGCUGUUGUGUGAAACAACUGUGGUGUU